AUGUCCACCUUUUUUCCCCAAGUCAACGUCCCCGCGCUGAAGAAAUUCGCCGCCGCCGCUGCAGUGAAGCAGCAUCCUGUCAAAGUGACAGGUAGACGGCCCCCGAAGGUGCCAACCCCAGUAGUAGCGAACGUCGAAGACGUCAAAUGGGCUGGAGAAAAGAUGAUUCAGAUUACGUUUGAACGCACCUCCUUACCUCUUGGACCAUACACCAUGAUGGCAUAUUUUCCUCGCGGACGCGAGAGGCUAACAACGCAGGCUGUGUUAGGCAUGAUGGCCGCUGUCAGAAAUUCGUCCUUGAAGAUCGAGGUGCCCAAAAUCUAUGGGUACCAGGACCUCCUACCCAAUGACAUCGGAGCUGAGGUAGUCCUCAUGGAAAAGGUACCCGGGGAGAAUCUUCAGGAUGUGUGGCCCACCCUUGGGCCCGACGAGGAGCUCAAAGUCUGUAGCAAGCUGGCCGACCUGCUGUUGAAGUUGUUCAACACCCGUGGAAGCUUGAUUUGCACCGACCUUCUUGGUACAGGCAUCGACACCUCCGUAUACAGUGCCCUCCUACAGGAAGGAGAGCAACACCAAAACCCUGACGGGUUUUCGCCGUUGAUUUUAUCGCGCCCGUUUAACGAGCCACCGUUGGAUACAAUGAUCCCACAAUAUGCACUAUCCACUAACGCUGAUUAUCUAACAGCACUGUGCUGGCGCGUUAAACGCCUUUGUGGUGGCAAUGAGGAUAUCAUCGCUCGAGCCCGCGACACAGGAUUUGCAGAUAAUCCGCUACUAACAAUAGAAGACAUGGUGCAAGCUAGAGAAACCUUCAGACGGCUGACCAGUAUAAUCCCACAUCAUAUCGGAGGAUUCUAUAUCCCAGGAACGCUCUCUCGCGCAGCGAGGGAGGAGGCCUAUUCGAUUCUGCAAAACAGGAAAUUUGGCAUCUGUCAUGGUGACAUGCAGAUGUAUCGUUUCCUCGUUCGGUUCCUGCCAAAUAAAGAUGGGGAACUUCGUACUCCCGGUUCGGAUAUCGAGCUCGUGCUUUGCACGGGUGGGAGCACUCAUUCCGCGCUCCACUUUGGUCAUCCCAUUUCCUGGGAUCGCCAAAGACAAUUGCGCAAUGCCAUCUACGACAUGAUGAAUGAGUCCAGUAGAAUCGAGAGUGCCCGGGAGUGGAUCAUUUCGUACGUAUACGGACGUGCCGAGCGGUGGUUCGAGGGAUGCGUCAGUGCGCAUUGGAUGUACGGUCGGAACAUUGAAGCGAAUUUGGUGGACCUCAAGAAGUUUUGGGAAUUUUGGCGUCCAGACAUCCAGUUCCCGUUCGAGGUGGGAGUGGAGUACACUCGGCAACGGCAGGUUCUAUCCUAUGGGUCAGCAGACGAACCCAUCACCGCACCUGUUACUGGAGAACUGGUUAUUGCCCUCCUUUCUGCGAGCCCUCUUGGAAAUUUGCUUGGAAUGGGUAGAUCUUGA
Molecule: messenger RNA, 1458 nt
Organism: Suillus subaureus
Lineage: Eukaryota; Fungi; Basidiomycota; Agaricomycetes; Boletales; Suillaceae
Exons: 5
Coding region: 1-1458 (485 amino acids)
Source: RefSeq, a predicted model, not a curated record